AUGUCCGGAGCAGAAGGCCGUGUCGCUGACCAAGCUGACUUGCUUGCAAGCCUGCCUAGCAGCCCAGAAGAGGUGUCUGGAGCGGAGGCGGGGAGCGCAGGGUCCCCAGAAGGGGAACUGGGGGCCCAAGAUGGGCGCCCACUGGACCACACCAACGCCGAGAGUCAAGUUACGGAUCCCAUACCCUCUAGAGACAACAGUGAUGUGGAAAACCUAGAGGACCCUGAGAAUUUAUCACUGAGUGAUGAAAACCUUUCAGAUGGUGGCCACAGAACCAAUGUCUUUCAGGCCAAGUUCCUCCCCAAUUCUGCUGACUCUGUUGUAGCCACGUGUGGCCGUGAUGGGCAAGUACGCAUUGCAGAGCUGGCCUCCAUGCCCCAUUACAAGAUUACCAGGUGUGUGGCCCAGCACAGGGGAGCCGCCCACAAGUUGGCCCUGGAGCCAGACUCCCCCUAUAGGUUCCUGAGUGCUGGUGAAGAUGGCAUGGUCUUCGCCAUUGAUCUCAGAUUACACCAGCCAGCCUCACCACUGGUGGUUGUCAGAGACAGGGAGAGCAAAGUAGGGCUGUACAGCAUUUUUGUGAACCCUGCCGAUGUCAAUCAGUUCGCAGUGGCUGGAAAAGAUCAGUUUGUUAGGAUAUAUGACCAGAGAAAGAUUAACUCAAUUUCGAACAACGGUGUCCUUAAAAAAAUUUGCCCUCCUCAUUUGCUGGGCAAUGACAAAAUGAGUGUCACUUGCGUGGUGUAUAGCCAUGAUGGCACAGAGCUCCUUGCUACUUACAAUGAUGAUGACAUUUACCUCUUUAAUUCCUCUGAUGAGGAAGGAGCCCAGUAUGUUAAGAGAUACAAGGGCCACAGGAAUAAUGCCACUGUGAAGGGGGUCAAUUUCUAUGGCCCCCGAAGUGAGUUUAUAAUGAGUGGUAGUGAUUGCGGGCACAUCUUUUUCUGGGAGAAGUCAUCCUGCGAGAUAGUCCAGCUCCUGGAAGCAGACAGCGAAGGGCCAGUUAAUUGCCUUGAUCCCCAUCCUUACCUACCUGUGCUAGCGUCCAGUGGCCUAGAUCAUGAAGUCAAGGUCUGGGCCCCCACAGGAGCAGGUCCCAGUGAUCUUAGGGGAUUAAAAACCGUGAUUAAGAAGAACAAGCUGGAACGAGAUCAUGACAAUGUAAGCCAAAACAGCAUGUUGGAUAGCCACAUGCUUUGGUUCCUCAUGAAUCAGCUGUCACAGAGAGGUCAUCGCUAUCCCUGGCAAACUGUUGGACUUGGAGGCAUGGAUGAAGAACCGGAAGAUUCCUCCAGCACCUCAGAUUCAUCCGACGACGACGAGGGGAUCCCAGACGCAGCGCAGGGCAUGGCUUCCUAAAGACAUCUUCCUCUGUCUAGCAAAUGAUACCUCCAUGGAGUGGACUUUGAAAUUCUACUUGGCCAGUAGAAAUUUGCCUUUUGACUUCUAUCCAUUUUCAAAAAGUAUAUUAAAGACCAAAUCUUCUUUCUCUUUCUUCAUAUUUUUUCUCCAUUCCUUUCCAUUCACUUGAUGUCUUUACUCCAAAUUCAAAUGUAUCUGCAGUUGAUAGGCCUAUUUUCCAUUGCCUGUUCUCUUAUGGUUGACUACUUAAAUUUCAUAAUUUUAGGGAAAAUGUAAAAACCUCAUUGGCUCUGCUUUUCUGACCUGCUGGAAACUAUUAGUUAAAAUUCAUCAUUAACUAUUGAUUUAAAAUCUCAAGUUGCUCAGUUUAAACAAAAUUUGUAGAAACAUGUUUAUACCAUUGAAGGAAAACAUGAUUUUGUUUCUUGAACACUUACACUUUUUCAUGAACACCCAAUACAUCCACAAAGAUAGCCUCAAACACUCACCAAAAUACAGUGGGUAAAUAGUUUCUUUUUUUUUCUUCUAAGCCCCUCUCGAAGUUAAAUUUGAUUUAAUACCAUUGUUUACACUUUCAAUGUUCUUUAUAUUUUAUUACUGACAGCAUACAUUAAAUGACUUUCCAGAAAGUGCCCUCGGGAAGACCAUUUCCUAUAAGAAUUCCGAUUGUUUGCAAAUGUACAAUUGUAUUAACUUGAAAAAUAACUUGCUAUGGCAAAAUGCAUUUGUUGAUGUUCAGAUAAAGUUGUUUUCCAUCUUUGAAAUAAAGUGAAAUUCUACUAGACAUCCAGCCAUUGCUUAAAAGUUCUGUUAGGCUUUUAUGUUGUUAAAUUGCUAAAUUAACAGUUAAAUUAGAACUGUGCAACUAUUAGGCUUAUUUUAUGUAAAUGCUGGAUACUGGAUAUCUCAAGAGCUGUUCAAUAAUAAUCAUUUGUUGUCUU
This is a messenger RNA of Echinops telfairi (small Madagascar hedgehog), 2303 nucleotides long. RefSeq names its product DDB1- and CUL4-associated factor 8-like. The coding region runs from base 1 to 1359 and encodes 452 amino acids. Gene Ontology annotation, molecular function: protein binding. NCBI's taxonomy places the organism in Eukaryota, Metazoa, Chordata, Mammalia, Afrosoricida, Tenrecidae. The record is from RefSeq and is a predicted model, not a curated record. The transcript is spliced from 2 exons. Gene Ontology annotation, cellular component: cytoplasm; Cul4-RING E3 ubiquitin ligase complex.